Arachis ipaensis is the source of this 930-nucleotide messenger RNA. RefSeq lists its product as uncharacterized. Lineage: Eukaryota; Viridiplantae; Streptophyta; Magnoliopsida; Fabales; Fabaceae. The record is from RefSeq and is a predicted model, not a curated record.
AUGGUAGAAAAGUACAUCAACAUGGAGGAGAACUCUCGACUUAGGGAACCUCUGGCUCGGCCAAACCUGCCCUACCAAGCCGGCGAGAAAGAUAAGGAACCUAAAAGGAAAGAAGAACAGAGCACAGAGAAGCCCUGGAAAUACCACAAUUACACUCCCCUUAGAGUCUCACUAGUAGAUGUGUAUCAAGAGGUAUGCCACACGGAGAAGCUCUCCCCUCCCCCCACAUCCGAUCAAACACAAAAGGGAGGAUGUCGGAUAGAGUACUGCGAAUACCACAAGCUCUACGGACAUUCCACCAAUAAGUUCUAUUACUUAAAAAAUGUCAUAGAAAGGCUGGUAAGAGAAGGCCGGCUAGAUAGAUACCUAGCCAGCAGAUCGGAUGAUCCAAAGAAAAGAAGAAGGGACGAAGGGGAAGAACAACAAGAGCGUCCACCUCAGACCCCAGAGCGACAUGUACACAUGAUCAAUGGGGGGUUUGCUGGAGGAGGAAUAUCAAAAUCAUCCCGGAAAAGGCACCUCAAGGAGGUAUAUCAAGUUGGGAAAAGCAUUAAACUUCCCGAUUUGCCAACCAUCUCAUUUACUAAAGAGGACGACGAAGGGAUAACACCAGGACACGACGACCCGGUGGUAAUAACGAUAAUUUUAGCAAAUGCCAACCUCCACAGAAUCCUGAACGAUCAGGGUAGCUCGGCGGAUAUCUUAUUCAAAUCCACUUUCGAUAAGCUUGGGCUGGAAGAAAGGGAUCUAAAGGCCUACCCGAACAGCCUGUUCGGGUUAGGGGACACACCAAUCCAGCCCCUCGGGUACAUCUCCCUAUACACCACAUUUGGAAAGUGUACAAGAUCAAAGACACUAAGCAUAGAUUACAUCAUUGUUGAUGUUAACUUGGUGUACAACCCUUUGAUAGGUCGGACCGCUCUGAACUAA